AAGGAGGCGCCGGAGGAGCGCCGCGGCAGGCGCGGGACGGAGCGGCAGGGUGCGGGGGCUGCCUGCUGGGCGGCCGGGCGCGGCGAGCCCAGGGAGGCAGUUUCCAUGGAUCAAAGGGAAUGCCAGGACCCUGCCCAGAAAGACGUGGGCCACCCUCAGCACCGACAGCCAACGCGAAGAUAGCAGAGCCGUCCACUGGGUUGAACCAUGAUUCCAGUGACUGAGCUCCGCUACUUUGCGGACACACAGCCAGCGUACCGGAUUCUGAAGCCGUGGUGGGACGUGUUCACCGACUACAUCUCCAUUGUCAUGCUGAUGAUCGCUGUCUUCGGCGGGACGCUGCAGGUCACCCAGGACAAGAUGAUCUGCCUGCCUUGUAAGUGGGUCACCAAGGACUCCUGCAAUGACUCGUUCCGGGGCUGGGUGGCCCCCAGCCCGGAGCCCACCUACGCCAACACGACGCUCCUGCCGACCCCUGACACAGGCCCCACAGGCAUCAAGUACGACCUGGACCGGCACCAGUACAACUAUGUGGAUGCCGUGUGCUAUGAGAAUCGGCUGCACUGGUUCGCCAAGUACUUCCCCUACCUGGUGCUCCUGCAUACCCUCAUCUUCCUGGCCUGCAGCAACUUCUGGUUCAAGUUCCCUCGCACCAGCUCGAAGCUGGAACACUUUGUGUCUAUCCUGCUCAAGUGCUUUGACUCGCCUUGGACCACACGGGCCUUGUCGGAGACAGUGGUGGAGGAGAGUGACCCCAAACCAGCCUUCAGCAAGAUGAAUGGCUCCAUGGACAAGAAGUCAUCCACAGUCAGCGAGGACGUGGAGGCCACCGUGCCCAUGCUGCAGCGGACUAAGUCGCGCAUCGAGCAGGGCAUCGUGGACCGCUCAGAGACAGGUGUACUGGACAAAAAGGAGGGGGAGCAAGCCAAGGCACUGUUUGAGAAGGUGAAGAAGUUUCGGACCCAUGUGGAGGAGGGAGACAUCGUGUACCGCCUCUACAUGCGGCAGACCAUCAUCAAGGUGAUCAAGUUCAUCCUCAUCAUAUGCUACACCAUCUACUAUGUGCACAACAUCAAGUUUGAUGUGGACUGCACUGUGGACAUUGAGAGCCUGACAGGCUACCGUACCUACCGUUGUGCCCACCCUCUGGCCACACUGUUCAAGAUCCUGGCCUCCUUCUACAUCAGCCUGGUCAUCUUCUAUGGCCUCAUCUGCAUGUACACACUGUGGUGGAUGUUGCGGCGUUCCCUCAAAAAGUACUCGUUCGAGUCGAUUCGUGAGGAGAGCAGCUACAGUGACAUCCCGGACGUCAAGAAUGACUUUGCCUUCAUGCUUCACCUCAUCGACCAGUAUGACCCACUCUACUCGAAGCGCUUUGCCGUCUUCCUUUCAGAAGUGAGUGAGAACAAGCUGCGGCAGCUGAACCUCAAUAAUGAGUGGACACUGGACAAACUGCGGCAGCGGCUCACCAAGAACGCACAGGACAAGCUGGAGCUGCACCUAUUCAUGCUCAGUGGCAUCCCUGACACUGUGUUUGACCUGGUGGAGCUGGAGGUGCUGAAGCUGGAGCUGAUACCUGAUGUGACUAUCCCACCCAGCAUCGCCCAGCUCACUGGCCUCAAGGAGCUGUGGCUAUACCACACGGCGGCCAAGAUCGAGGCUCCAGCCCUGGCCUUCCUGCGUGAGAACCUGAGGGCGCUGCACAUCAAGUUCACUGACAUCAAGGAGAUCCCACUGUGGAUCUACAGUCUGAAGACGCUGGAGGAGCUGCACCUGACAGACAACCUGAGCGCAGAGAACAACCGCUACAUUGUCAUCGACGGGCUGCGGGAACUCAAGCGCCUGAAGGUGCUACGGCUCAAGAGCAACCUGAGCAAGCUGCCACAGGUGGUCACGGACGUGGGUGUGCACCUGCAGAAGCUGUCCAUCAACAACGAGGGCACCAAGCUUAUCGUCCUCAACAGCCUCAAGAAGAUGGUGAACCUCACGGAGCUGGAGCUGAUCCGCUGUGACCUGGAGCGCAUCCCCCACUCCAUCUUCAGCCUCCACAACCUGCAGGAGAUCGACCUCAAGGACAACAACCUCAAGACCAUUGAGGAGAUCAUCAGCUUCCAGCACCUACACCGCCUCACCUGCCUUAAGCUGUGGUACAACCACAUCGCCUACAUCCCCAUCCAGAUCGGCAACCUCACCAACCUCGAGCGCCUCUACCUGAACCGCAACAAGAUUGAGAAGAUCCCCACCCAGCUCUUUUACUGCCGUAAGCUGCGCUACCUGGACCUCAGCCACAACAACCUGACCUUCCUCCCUGCUGACAUUGGCCUCCUGCAGAACCUCCAGAAUCUGGCUGUCACGGCCAAUCGGAUUGAGGCCCUGCCACCAGAGCUCUUCCAGUGCCGGAAGCUGCGGGCCCUGCACCUGGGCAACAACGUGCUGCAGUCACUGCCCUCGCGCGUGGGCGAGCUGACCAACCUGACCCAGAUUGAACUUCGAGGCAACCGGCUGGAGUGCCUGCCCGUGGAGCUGGGCGAGUGCCCACUGCUCAAGCGCAGUGGCCUGGUGGUGGAAGAGGACCUGUUCAACACGUUGCCACCCGAGGUGAAGGAACGGCUCUGGAGGGCCGACAAGGAGCAGGCCUGAGUGCUGGCAGGCAGCUGGAGCACGGGGCUGGUCCAGAGCAGCUGGCAUGGGACCAGCGAGGAGUCCUCAGGCCCAGGAGGGUCAGGCUUCCCUCUUCCCAGAAGUCCAGGGACGGCUAGCUCAGCCUCGUGGCCGGGCAGGAGCCUGGGGAGGAUGUGAGCUGGGCCAGGGCGAGUGGACAGAACCAGAGGGGCUGGCCCCUUUUCUCCCUCUGAUACUCAUGCCCCUCCCCGCCCCCACCACCCCCUCCAGGGCAGGCGCCUGUUGGGGGAGAUCGAAGGAUUGUGCUGUAUUUGGACAAUCAGGACCUCCUCACUGGAGGCCAUUUCUGCCCCGUGGCUGAGCCGACGCCAGAGGUCCAGGGACACCUACAUAGCUCUUGGUAUUUAUUUUUCUCUACAUCCCACCUCCUCCGUCCCGAUAACUUACACAUUCCCAAGGAAGUUUGGCUCAGAUGGAGGGUGCUUAUGGAAGGGUGGGCUGUGUCUCUGCUUUGCCCUUUUUAUUUAGUGAUGCAGCUGGCAUUUAGUGCCCACUCAUAUUUGAGCAGAGGGGUCCUGGGUGAACCAGCUGUGGGACGGUCCCCUCCACUGGUGCCAGGCUGGGCUCUGGCAGCUCAGCCCACGGGAGAGCAGGCUACCAGGUGGAGAGGCCAGGCCUGGGGCCUGCCUCAUUAGUUUUUGUGGCAAUUUCAAUUUUUUUUUUUUUUUAAGUAAAACAAAUUUUGUUUUUUUUUAAA
This is a messenger RNA of Trichechus manatus latirostris (Florida manatee), 3379 nucleotides long. RefSeq names its product leucine rich repeat containing 8 VRAC subunit A. The record is from RefSeq and is a predicted model, not a curated record. The transcript has 4 exons. Bases 208 to 2640 code for a protein of 810 amino acids. NCBI's taxonomy places the organism in Eukaryota, Metazoa, Chordata, Mammalia, Sirenia, Trichechidae. Gene Ontology annotation, molecular function: protein binding.